ACCAAUUGUCCUGUCAUUUCUUGUCCUCAUCUACAUCUCCGAAAAGCUGCACUGCAACAAAUGUAAAUCAAAAUCGAAAGUGUGAACACACUCCAGCAAAUGGGAAUCGGAACUGUCAUAUUCUUGACAUCGGGAGCGUGUAUCGCAAGUUCAUUGUUUGAAACACAGUGACUAUCAUUACAUGUAUUUAUUAAAUAAGGAGAGAACAUUGUUUUCCUUCAGAUUUACCGGUGGUAUUGAAUAUUCCAGUGGCAACUGACGGUGUUCGCCUGACUAUUCGUUUAUAGAUAUUAAUUUUAUUACACAUUUAAAUGCUCACGGUAAAGUGUUUUUCUUUGUGUCAGUGGCAGCAAUUCUUUACCGCCAACUUUCCAGGAUGACAUUCACCAAGAAGAUGGCUCCCGACCGAGAAGACAUCCCCAUGCAGGAUAACAUGAACCGCCCUUUUGCUGAUCCGGUUCACAUGGCAUCAACGUCUUCAAGUAGUCCAUUUUCAUCCCUGGCCGAGAGCAGCCUGGUGUCAUUGGAAGAUCAUGUGCCGGACUUUGUCAAUGUAGAUGAAAGGUACAGAUGUGCGAUCUGUCACAAUGUCUUAAAGGAUCCAGUUCAAACCAAAUGUGGACACAGAUUGUGUGAAGGAUGUGUUGAAGCACUUUUCCAGCAGGGCGAGCCAGUAACUUGUCCACAAGCUGAUGAAUACUGUGAAAAGCUCAUGAGAAGUGAUAUCUACCCUGAUGUAAGUGCCAGAAGAGAAAUCAGAAACUUGCCUGUCUACUGUCCAUUCAAGAGCUACGGAUGUGGAAGAAAUGUGCCACUGAAAGAUGUUAAUAAACAUGCCACUGACUGCACCUUCAAGCCUGUUGAAUGCCCCAACAGGCACAAUGGAUGUAAGGAAAUUCUCCCCCAGAAAUCCCUAGAUGCCCAUGUGAAGCAGUGUCAAUAUCGCCAAGUUCAGUGUGACCAGUGCAGACAGCCCAUCCCCAUCGCCAUGGCACAGAAACACAAGGAGUCAGACUGCCCUGAAGCAAAUGUUGCAUGCCCUUACAAGUGUGGUGCGCCUCAGAUGAAGAGAAAGGAGCUGGAGCGCCAUUUCAAUGUUUGUAAGAAGAAACCACAGGAAUGCAAAUUCAAGUCUGUCGGAUGUACAUAUACCGGCAGCGCGCAAGACAUUGCUGAACAUGAGAAGCGUGAUAUCUCCCAGCAUCUGGAGCUUGUGACAAUGUAUACUGGAAACAUGGACUUGCAGAGCAUGCAGAUCAGAGCUGAACUCGGUAAUAUCACAACAGAAAGAGAUCACCUAAAAGUUCAACUUGAAAAGACGCUGUCUGAAAAUGCAUCACUCAAGGAAAGUGUUGGAAAGUUGGAGACUACGUUCCGUGAUAUGAGGUUGAAAAUGGUGUCCCAGACUGAAAGGGUGAUUAAGCUUGAGAGGAGGGUGGAGGAACUACCGCGCAAGGAACACCUGGAACAGCAGAGUCGGGAGUUGACAACACUACGUGAACAGUCACAGAGUCUGACUGAUCAGAUCGCAGGGAUGGAGGGCGGACAGACAGUGGCUCGCUAUGGAAGUCUGAGCACUAUGGCAGAUGCCUUCACCACCCAGCUUGCUGCGCAUGACAGACAAAUUGGUAUCCAUGAUGUGCGAAUUGCUGAAAUGGAUCUGAGAUUUCAAAUUUUGGAAACUGCCAGCUAUGAUGGCGUUCUGCUGUGGAAGAUCCGAGACUACACACGUCGCAAGCAGGAAGCUGUAAGCGGGAGAACCUUGUCUCUCUACAGCCAGCCUUUCUACACAAGCAAGUAUGGAUACAAGAUGUGCGCUCGGGUCUACCUGAAUGGUGACGGCAUGGGCAAGACAACCCACGUGUCGUUGUUCUUUGUCAUCAUGCGUGGAGAGUAUGACUCUCUCCUGCCCUGGCCGUUCCAGCAGAAGGUCACCCUCUACCUGCUGGACCAAGGAGUAGAGCGGCGUCAUCUGAGUGAUCAUUUCCACCCAGAUCCCAGCAGCAGCAGCUUCAGGAAGCCGCAGACCGAGAUGAACAUCGCUUCUGGAUGUCCUCUGUUUGUCAGCCACUCUGUCCUGGAGAACCCGACAAACAACUACUUGAAAGAUGACACAAUCUUCAUCAAGAUUGCUGUCGAAACAGCUAAUCUCAGAAUAGUCUAAAC
Haliotis rufescens (red abalone) is the source of this 2166-nucleotide messenger RNA. Its product is annotated as TNF receptor-associated factor 3-like. Bases 377 to 2164 code for a protein of 595 amino acids. NCBI's taxonomy places the organism in Eukaryota, Metazoa, Mollusca, Gastropoda, Lepetellida, Haliotidae. The record is from RefSeq and is a predicted model, not a curated record. Gene Ontology annotation, biological process: tumor necrosis factor-mediated signaling pathway; positive regulation of JNK cascade; regulation of apoptotic process. Gene Ontology annotation, molecular function: protein binding; zinc ion binding. The transcript is spliced from 12 exons. Gene Ontology annotation, cellular component: plasma membrane signaling receptor complex.